Molecule: messenger RNA, 1395 nt
Organism: Phycodurus eques (leafy seadragon)
Lineage: Eukaryota; Metazoa; Chordata; Actinopteri; Syngnathiformes; Syngnathidae
Gene: prodh2
Product: proline dehydrogenase 2
Exons: 9
Coding region: 1-1395 (464 amino acids)
Cellular component (GO): mitochondrion
Molecular function (GO): proline dehydrogenase activity; FAD binding
Source: RefSeq, a predicted model, not a curated record
AUGAUGCGCACUCGCCUGUGGUCCUCACGCCUUGACCUGCUCUCCCCGAGACUCAUGUCGACUGCCUCGCCCAGGGUCUUGCAGGCUUCAGACAAGCCUCCUGACCUCCUGGCCGCCUCUUUGGCCUUUGAGGAUCCCAGCGCAUUCCGCGUGAAGAGCCUGAGAGACUUGUUUCGUGCCUUGGCCGUAUUCCGGUUCUGCUCCUUCCCCGUGCUCGUCAACAACUGUAACACGCUGAUGUCAGCGGCCCGCAGCAUUCUGGGCAGGCGCCUGUUCUCCUCGCUGAUGAGGUCCACGGUGUACGCUCAGUUUGUGGCCGGCGAGAACGAGAAGGAGAUCGCCCAGUCCAUGGAGAAGAUGAGCGUUCUGGGACUGAGGCCCAUGCUGGCGGUCCCCAUCGAGGAGGACCUGGGAGAGAGCACAGGAGAGGAGCGAUAUAACGAGAACGCGGAUGCCAUGUUGGAAUGCGUGCAGAUGUCGCACAGCAAUGCUUGGAGCAAAGAUCCCAUGAUGCAACUGAAGGUCACGGCUCUGCUCAGUCCCGAACUCUGCGUCAAAGUCGGCAAGGUCAUUUCCAAACAAGCGUACGACUUGGACCUCCUCGUCAGAGCGAUGGAUGGCGAGGACGUGAAGUUCCCCGGUUUGGAGGAGAGCGACGCGGCGCAUUUCCACUGCAGCCUGCGCAGACUCAACAGAAUAGCCGAGGCUGGCGUGAACAAAGUGCAGGUCCUGGUCGAUGCGGAGUAUACCUACAUCAACCCCGCCCUGUCCCUUGUUACCAUGGCAAUGAUGAAGAAGUUUAACAAAGACGGCGCCUGGAUCUGGAACACGUACCAGUGUUACCUGAAGGAGACAAGGACGCUACUGCACGAGGCGAUCAGUCUGUCCCAGGAAGAAGGCUUCUGUCUGGGGGUCAAGCUGGUGCGAGGGGCCUACAUGGACAAAGAGAGGAAGCUGGCGGUGAACGAAGGUCGCCCAGACCCCGUCCAGGACUCCUGGGAGGACACAAACAACAAUUAUAACAGCUUGCUGGAGAUGAUGCUGAGGCUCAUCGCCCAGGACCCGGAGCGCUACAGGAUCAUAGUCGCCACGCACAAUGAAGAGUCGGUGAGGAAGGCCGCCACAUGGGUUGAAGAACUGGGUAUAGACAAAGCAAGAGGCUCGGUGUGCUUUGGUCAGCUUCUGGGAAUGUGCGAUCACGUCUCCCUCACUCUAGCCAAAGAAGGUUACGCUGUGUACAAGUCGGUCCCGUACGGCUCCGUGGACGACACUCUGCCCUACCUGGUGCGCAGGGCCCAGGAGAACCAAAGCGUGUUGAAGGGCAUCCGCAAGGAGAGAGACCUGCUCAGGCAGGAACUCUACAGGAGACUCAGGUUGAGAACGCGCCAAGAGUAG